Molecule: messenger RNA, 1590 nt
Organism: Lasiosphaeria miniovina
Lineage: Eukaryota; Fungi; Ascomycota; Sordariomycetes; Sordariales; Lasiosphaeriaceae
Exons: 3
Coding region: 1-1590 (529 amino acids)
Source: RefSeq, a predicted model, not a curated record
AUGGCUCACCAGGCGGCGGACCUGACGCAGGAGAACCCUUUCAACGUGACGAGCCUGGCCGAGCUGCGCAUCAGCUACCUGACCGACGUGCUGGUGAGGCUAGGCAACAAUGUCACGCGAGACGGCGCUGGCUGCGCAGCUGCAUCGAGCAUCCUGCCGCUGUCGAACCUGACCUUGCUCCAGAUCUCCGAGAAACACGACCGCGGCAUGAACCUCGGCGUCGGCGCCGACCCGGCCCGCCUCGACGUCGGCCUGCUCGACCUCGAGCGCUUCGCCGCCCAGGUCUUCCCCUACCCCCUCAACGCCUCGAGCGUCGGCGACGUCGCCGAGUGGUGGACCAACACGACGUCGCGCGACGGCGACAACGCCCGCGGCUUUCUCACCGCCGUCGUCAACAUGUGCGGCGGCACCUUCUGCCGGUCUGGCUACAUUGCCGUCGGGAAUCCCGAUAUUGUCGGCAUCGGGAUGCUCGUCGCGGUCACGACGCUCCUCUUCCUCGCCUCGGCCUUUUCGCUCAUGGCGCUCGGCCCGCUCGUCUCGGCCGUCAAGCGACGGUCCAAGAAGGAACGGUUCAGCUUCCGGGCAGCCUGCAUCGGCACCGUCGACGAGCUGUUCAACGCCGUCUUUGUCUUCGCCAUCGCGGUACUCGUGUCGACGUACGCGUUCCGCUACCGCCAGGCCGACUCGCGCUUCGACGCGCUCAUGGCCGACGCCCUGUCCAUGUUCUGCAGCACCGCCGCCAUAAUGCUGGCCGCCACGUACUGGGCACACAAUCGCCUUCGCCCGCAUGCCACCUUGUCGGUGCUGCUGCUCGCCAUCCUGACCAUCGUUCUCUUCGCCACGCACUCGACCGUCGCCAACCGCCACGCCAGCCCGGCCGAGCUGGCCUGCGGCACCGGCACCGGCCGCGUCGGCGCCCUCAGCGGCGACCCCUUCGACAUGAAGGGCUUCAACUUCAUCCCCGUGGCCUUUGGCUCGUGGUGCCUGGCCCUGCUCGGCAUCGCCAUCCACCACCCGUUCGUGCGCGACCGCUGCAAGCCCAAGGACUCCUCCCCAGACGCCAGUGCCCGCGAGCGCCGGCGCACCCGCGCGCGCCUCGCCUUCUGGCACCUGGGCGAGUCCGUCACGCCCGUAUUCGGGUUUAUCGGCCUCGUCAUCUACGGCGUCUACUUCUUCCACACGUGGCGCCUGAUGAAGGACACGUACGGCGACGCCUUCACCCGCAGCCUCGUCAACUGGGGCUUCGGCCAGUACCUGGCCGUCUUCACGUGGCUGCCGCCCGCGCUGACCUUUUUCCACCUCUUCAUCGGGAAGUCAUCGAUGGAAACCGUCUUCGAGACCCGCCUGCCCAAGGACUACGUCGUGCUGUUCCGCCAGGACGCCGCCGGCGACGUCGAGCUGGUGGCAAAGCCCGACCCCGAAAAGGCCGGCUCGUCGUCCUUUGUUCAUAGCAGUGGCGGCGGCGACGGUAGCGGAGCUGCUGACUUGAAGGCCGCGACGCACCUAGCCAUGGAUCCUGUGCCGUCGCCGCUAACGCCGUCGCCGCUGCCGAGGAACCCGAGGAGCGUCGAGCUGGGGCGUCCCGGGUGA